AUGUCGGUCAACCCUGUCCUGGCCCUCGUCAGCCGUGCUGACACGUUGGCGACAGGCUUCCAGCAAGCGUACGAACGGACGCUCCCGGCGAUUCACUCGCUGGAGACGCUGCCUUCCGAUGAUCCUCGCACAGAAGCGUGUAUGCAGAUGCUUCGACACGGCUUAGACGGUAUGGAAGAGCAGACGCAGGCCAUGAUGAAUAUGCUGUACGAAGUCGAUGUGUACAUGGCCCCCUCCACGGUUCAGAACGCAGCUGGAUUCAAUCCACAAGAAGCGCUCGCCCAUGUCUCGGAUUUGUUUCACAGUUACCAAUCUGAACUUCUAGCCAAGCGCGAAUCAUUGGCCGACUUUACCUGCGAAGAUAUCUCGCUGGAGGAAUUCGCACAGCAGUGGCGUACGCUCGACGCCGUGCAGCAAGGGCGGCAACAAGGCAUGGAUGAGUUGGCAGAUUUGUUGGCACAGUUUGGGUAG
Malassezia pachydermatis is the source of this 471-nucleotide messenger RNA. RefSeq lists its product as hypothetical. The record is from RefSeq and is a predicted model, not a curated record. The transcript has 4 exons. Bases 1 to 471 code for a protein of 156 amino acids. Lineage: Eukaryota; Fungi; Basidiomycota; Malasseziomycetes; Malasseziales; Malasseziaceae.